Molecule: messenger RNA, 411 nt
Organism: Linum trigynum
Lineage: Eukaryota; Viridiplantae; Streptophyta; Magnoliopsida; Malpighiales; Linaceae
Source: the annotation of a GenBank genome assembly
AUGAAGAAGGACAGGCUUGACUCUGGCUUGGAGUAUGGGGAUUUUCAAAGCAAGAAAGGAAAUGGACGUAUGCCUGCGCAGAGAGAAGGGAAGGCCCAUGUAGGUGGGGGAGAGAUGAAGGGGAAGCAAGCUGCCAUUAAGACUAGAAUGGAUGGAAAGGCCCCGGUGUUUGAGAGAGGUACGAAAGGGGUGAAAGCUGCCACAAAGACUCAAGUGGAUCGUGGGUCUUUGAGCAUGGAUUCCGGUAGGAAGAAGACAUACAUGGUGUUUGAUGAGGUAGUUGAUGAUCUCCUAUCAUCUCCGUCACCCCAAACAUUUCCCUCUAGAAAAGUUCAGCCCAACUUGUCGGCCUCAAUAGAUGAUGAUUCAGAGAAGAUGGUUUUGGAGGGAUAUGUUUCUGAUUUUGAGUAG